AAGAGGGCUGGUAUAUUUGUGCCUGCUGGAGGUGGAAUUAACAGUUAGAAGGAGAAAGGGAUUGAAUGGACUUACAGGAAGGUUUUCAAGUAAAUUCAGGGAAACACAUUUACUUGAAUAGUACAACCUUGAGUCUUAUUUUACACUAAGACGACACAAAAGAUGUUAAAGUUAUCACCAAGCUGCCGGACAAAUAUAUAUUCCAACACCAAGGUGCAGAUCAGCAUAGAUCUGUGAUUCAGAAAUCAGGAUUUGUCUUGGAAAGAGCUCAAGGGUUGAGAAGAACUCAAGAGCAAGUGAAGAUAACUUUGGGAACUACAGUUUAUCAGAAGAUCAACUUUCCUUGACUCAAAUACCAAAGGCCUGAUUACCAUAAAUUCCUAUAGGAAUGCAUAGGUCAUCUGAUCAAAUAAUUUUAUCCGUCUUCUGCUACAUCAAUGCAGCAAAAACUCUUAACAACUGUGGAUAAUUGGAAAUCCAAGUUUCAGCUUUCUUAGAAAUAACUACUCUUGACAUAUUCCAAAAUAUUGAAAAUAGGACAGGAAAAUCAGUGAGCAUAUUAUGUUCUGAAAUGUCACUGUCAUGAAGAAUAGGUAAAUUUGUUUUUUCAGCUACUGGGAAAACGCACCUCCUAGGAACUUAGAUUUUUUUUUUUUUUUUUUUUUAAAGAGGACAAGAAGGACUAAAAAUAUCAACUUUUGCUUUUGGACAAAAAUGCAUCUGACUGUAUUUCUACUUAGGAGUAUUGUGGGUUUCCUCUGGAGCUGCUGGGUUCUAGUGGGUUAUGCAAAAGGAGGUUUGGGAGACAAUCAUGUUCACUCCAGUUUUAUUUAUAGAAGACUACGGAACCACGAAAGACGGGAAAUACAGAGGGAAAUUCUCUCUAUCUUGGGUUUGCCUCAUAGACCCAGACCAUUUUCACCUGGAAAACAAGCUUCCUCUGCACCUCUCUUUAUGCUGGACCUAUACAAUGCUAUGGCCAAUGAAGAAAAUCCUGAAGAGUCGGAAUACUCAGUGAGGGCAUCCCUGGCAGGAGAGACCAGAGGAGCAAGAAAAGGAUACACAGCUUCUCCCAAUGGGUACCCUCGCCGCAUACAGUUAUCUCGAACGACUCCUCUGACCACCCAGAGCCCACCUCUAGCCAGCCUACAUGAUACCAACUUUCUGAACGAUGCUGACAUGGUCAUGAGCUUUGUCAAUUUAGUUGAAAGAGACAAAGAUUUUUCUCACCAGCGAAGGCAUUACAAAGAAUUCCGGUUUGAUCUGACUCAAAUUCCUCAUGGGGAAGCAGUGACAGCGGCUGAAUUCCGAAUAUACAAGGACCAGAGCAAUAGUCGAUUUGAAAAUGAAACAAUUAAGAUUAGCAUAUAUCAGAUCAUCAAAGAAUACACCAAUAGGGAUGCAGAUCUGUUCCUGUUAGACACAAGAAAGGCCCAAGCUUUAGAUGUGGGUUGGCUUGUCUUUGAUAUCACUGUGACCAGCAAUCAUUGGGUAAUUAAUCCACAGAAUAACUUGGGUUUACAACUCUGUGCAGAAACAGGAGAUGGACGCAGUAUCAAUGUAAAAUCCGCGGGUCUUGUGGGAAGACACGGGCCUCAGUCCAAACAACCGUUCAUGGUGGCCUUCUUCAAGGCAAGCGAGGUACUCCUUCGAUCCGUGAGAGCCGCUAACAAACGGAAAAAUCAAAACCGCAAUAAAUCCAGCUCUCAUCAGGACUCCUCCAGAAUGUCCAGCGUUGGAGAUUAUAACACAAGUGAACAAAAACAAGCCUGUAAGAAGCAUGAACUCUAUGUGAGUUUCCGGGAUCUGGGAUGGCAGGACUGGAUUAUAGCACCCGAAGGAUAUGCUGCGUUUUAUUGUGAUGGAGAAUGUUCUUUUCCACUCAAUGCCCACAUGAAUGCCACCAACCAUGCCAUAGUUCAGACCCUGGUUCAUCUGAUGUUUCCUGACCACGUACCAAAACCUUGCUGUGCUCCAACCAAGUUAAAUGCCAUCUCUGUGCUGUACUUUGAUGACAGCUCCAAUGUCAUCUUGAAAAAAUACAGAAAUAUGGUAGUGCGUUCGUGUGGCUGCCACUGAUAUUAAAUAAUAUUGGUAAUAAGAAAAAGAUCUGUAUUAAGGUUUAGGCCUAUAAUAAAAAGUAUACUUUCACACAAGAAGGGAAUUUCAUAAAA
This is a messenger RNA of Neogale vison (American mink), 2174 nucleotides long. RefSeq names its product bone morphogenetic protein 5 (gene BMP5). The transcript is spliced from 7 exons. NCBI's taxonomy places the organism in Eukaryota, Metazoa, Chordata, Mammalia, Carnivora, Mustelidae. Gene Ontology annotation, cellular component: extracellular region. Gene Ontology annotation, molecular function: cytokine activity; growth factor activity. The record is from RefSeq and is a predicted model, not a curated record. Bases 715 to 2079 code for a protein of 454 amino acids. Gene Ontology annotation, biological process: SMAD protein signal transduction.